AUGGUUAAACAUGCUAAGAAACCUGAUGAAAAAAUCUCUAAUAAAAAAACAAAAACUGAUAAUAAAACUACUCUACAACAGAGUAGUACACUUGAAAUAUUUUUUACCAUUAGUAAAGUUUCUAAUAAAGAAAAAGUAAAAAGAAUAUGGGAUGAUCUAAACGAGGAGAAAAAGUUUCUCCUCGAAGAUGAAUUUGUACAGAUGCAUGAAGAUUGGUUAUAUCUAUUAAAAUAUGAAUUGGUUAGUGAAUAUUAUCUAAAUAUCAAAAAGCAAAUCACUUCUAUCGAAGGUAGAGGUAUCGAUGAUUCAUACCCAAAUGACGCAGAUGGUUUGGCGUUCAGUUCCAAGACUAUCAAGCUGUCACUUAAGAAGAUAUUUAAUCUAUUGGAAUGGGAUAUAGAAGACAUGAAAUGGUCAAGACCUAAAAUAAGAUCCUUGGAAAAGUGGUUAAAAAAUGUAUUACUUUUAAACUCGAUCUUGACAGUAGAAAGGGGAAAAUCUGGUUCGCAUAAUAGAUUGGGAUGGCAGAAAUUUACUGAUAAGAUUAUUAAGCUAGUCGGUGAUAAACGGGAA
Messenger RNA from Racocetra persica, 573 nucleotides. The record is from the annotation of a GenBank genome assembly. Lineage: Eukaryota; Fungi; Glomeromycota; Glomeromycetes; Diversisporales; Gigasporaceae.